CCCAGCCAAGCUGAGCUGCUGACAGCUGCUUGGGACUCUGCCGCCAGGCCCCAGCUGGCUUCACAACUCCUCCACUUCUCAGCCACUGUUCCUCCAUGGCUCAGAAAGAAGAGGUCGCUGAGGCUGCAGCGCCAGCCUCCCAGAAUGGAGAAGAGCUGGAGAACCUAGAAGACCCUGAGAAGCUGAAGGAGCUCAUCGACCUGCCGCCCUUUGAGAUCGUCACUGGGGAGCGGCUGCCUGUCAACUUCUUUAAAUUUCAGUUCCGGAACGUGGAAUACAGUUCCGGGCGGAAUAAGACCUUCCUCUGCUAUGUGGUGGAAGCACAGAGCAAGGGAGGCCAAGUGCAGGCGUCCCGGGGCUACCUGGAGGAUGAGCAUGCAGGUGCCCAUGCUGAGGAGGCUUUCUUUAACACCAUCCUGCCGGCCUGCGACCCGGCCCUGAAGUACAGUGUCACCUGGUAUGUGUCCUCCAGCCCCUGUGCAGCCUGCGCUGACCGAAUUCUCAAAACGCUCAGCAAGACCAAGAACCUGCGCCUGCUCAUCCUGGUGGGCCGGCUCUUCAUGUGGGAGGAGCCAGAGGUCCAGGCCGCUCUGAAGAAGCUGAAGGAGGCCGGCUGCAAACUGCGCAUCAUGAAACCCCAGGACUUCGAGUACAUCUGGCAGAAUUUUGUGGAGCAAGAAGAGGGUGAAUCCAAGGCCUUUGAGCCCUGGGAGGACAUUCAGGAGAACUUCCUAUAUUAUGAGGAGAAGCUGGCAGAUAUCCUGAAGUAGGCAGCAGAGCGCAGCCUUCUGUCUGCCCGCUGCCACCCGGAGAAGCAGUGACAUGGAUGGCACUCGGGACAGGCUGGUCUUCCCAAUUAUACCUGGAGUUGGACGUUUGACACCAACCAAUACCUGGAGUUGGACAUUUGACACCAACCAAUUGUACUGGACAAGGCCCUCCCUCCGAGAACUCGGCGCACCCAGGCCGUCACACCGUCAUGCCUUUUGUAAUGUGGCUAUUGGGAGAAAUUGAAGGGAAGAAAGGCAGCUGUAUGUGGGCACCUGGGGUGGAGGCUCUUCCUGCCUACCCGGGGUGCUGCCUGAGACAAAGAUCCUCAGAUUCAAGGCACAGACCUUUGAAACAUCAAGGAAAGUGUUUUGAGUUGGGCUGGGUUGUUGGUGUUUGUUUUUUUAAAGGCAAAAUAGCAUCAUUAAUAAAGGAAAUAGUGUGGUUUUUGUGGCCUGUUCUUUUAAGAAAGUUGGGCAGUGGAACGUUCCCAUGGACAGUGCGUGGAUACUGGGCACAGGGAUAUUGUAGGCUAAGAACCAAGCUGUGACAUUGGGGUGGUAAAGUCAGGUCUUGACAAUGAGGAAACUAGCUCUCCAAGGCUGACUUCUCACCAUGACCCCAACAUUCACUUAUUUUCUCCUGAGGGCUGGGGAAAUGGCAACAAAGGUUCAAAUCCUGAGAACCCAUGUAAAGCAGUGUGCAGUAGCACAUGACAAGAGAUGGAGAAUCCCUGGAGGUGUGCUAGCCAGCCUGGUAUACCCAGUGGCAACCAGGAGACUGGGAUUCAAACCAGGUGGAAGGUGAAGACCGCCAUGAUUGGUCCUCUCACCUCCAUCUGCGUGCGAUGACACACACAUGGACUUCUUCCAGGAGGAACUCUAGUUUGCCAGCAGGGUACGUCCCCAGCGUGUGCAAGGCCCUCACUCCAUCCCCAGCACUAAGGAAAAUUAAACACUUUCUCCUGGGAUUCUUUGUAAACGGUAGCUUUUCCUUUCCUCUGAAGAUAAUAUGGUGGGGGUCACAAGGCUCGUGGAAUUUUAUGGGAUAUCCACACCUCAACGGCCAAGCAAUAAGCAAUUUCCUUCUCACUAGAGAGGGUCCAAAGAACCAAGUCAAUGUUCACUCACACUGUGAGAUUCCAAAAAGCAGCACGUGAAAGACCAUGACCAGAAGGUGGCAAGUAUCAUUUCCCAAAAGGUUUGUGGAGUGCUCUGCAGAGGUGAAGUCACGCUUACACGCCUGGGUGUCAGUCAGAUCCAUCUAGGUUUCCAAGAAGGUUGUACUCAGUCUGUUGUCAGGCUGUUUCCUUCCCUCAGGUUUCAUGGGUGAUGAAUCACCGGAAUUUGACCCCAAGGCACUUGAUAACAUCCCCACCAAGGCCCAGGAUGUCACUGAUAAUCAGGCUCCCUGACAAAAAUUAACUAUUAACUAUAAUCCCCCUAAAAGCAAAGGAGUCCUUGAGAGCUACCGAUUUGACUAAGUAUUAAGAUGUUUCCGUAGGGGCUGGAGGUGUAGUUUGCUAGAGGGGCAGCCUAAGAUGAAGGGCUACAGAUUGAGUCUGUAGAGAAAGGAAGGAAAGAUUAACCACAGUGAAAUAAGAUCAUCUUCUGCCCAUCACCCUGAUCUCAUCUACUUCAUGAAAUUAAGACAUUUCUCCCUACAGUGUUAAAGACCCGAGAAGGUUCCAAUAAAAGCUUUGGUCUAAGUUUAUAAUGAACUCCCCCCACAGCAACAUGUAGAACUCGUCUGUCCCCAGAUAGAAAAGUGAAACACUUUCCGAGCUGCUGCUGCCUCCUGGGAGAAAGUACCAAGAUUGGUGGCCAGGGAUCGGUCGCCAGUGCCUUCCCGGUGCUCCCACAAGCCUUUUGUAAAACUUAGUUGUUUUUUUACGCCUGGAACACCACACAUCCUGAGCAACCAGCACUCACAGUGUGCAGCCUUUCAGUUCCACCACCUAGGUGGGAGGGUCCUAGUCUCCCCAGGAACUCACAACGCGCAGGCACUCUCCCUACACAGACAGGUGUGUCCUGAGCUUCUGAAGAGGAGCCAAUGACGACCGCAGUGCUCUCAAGAUCCAGUUAGCUGCACCUUACCAUCUUCCAGGGAGGGAGAGACACGAACAAACCUGGACCCUCCUCGCCACUGAGUCUUCAGUUACUUCGUCAGCCUCCCGACUAAAUCCACGGCCCCCCCGCCUUCUAAUCAGGUGGACCCAUUCCUGUCCGCA
Molecule: messenger RNA, 2998 nt
Organism: Peromyscus californicus insignis
Lineage: Eukaryota; Metazoa; Chordata; Mammalia; Rodentia; Cricetidae
Gene: Apobec2
Product: apolipoprotein B mRNA editing enzyme catalytic subunit 2
Exons: 3
Coding region: 96-770 (224 amino acids)
Biological process (GO): cytidine to uridine editing
Cellular component (GO): nucleus; cytoplasm
Molecular function (GO): RNA binding; cytidine deaminase activity
Source: RefSeq, a predicted model, not a curated record